Molecule: messenger RNA, 1305 nt
Organism: Rhizoctonia solani
Lineage: Eukaryota; Fungi; Basidiomycota; Agaricomycetes; Cantharellales; Ceratobasidiaceae
Product: Cyclin, N-terminal domain
Exons: 3
Coding region: 1-1305 (434 amino acids)
Biological process (GO): regulation of cyclin-dependent protein serine/threonine kinase activity
Cellular component (GO): cyclin-dependent protein kinase holoenzyme complex; nucleus
Molecular function (GO): protein kinase binding; cyclin-dependent protein serine/threonine kinase regulator activity
Source: RefSeq, a predicted model, not a curated record
AUGCAUUUCCGUGCGGCUGCUGGCCUCUACUCGCCAAUCUCGCUCCCGGCGUCUCCUGCAGCCUACGAGAAUCGGCGUCUCUGCCCGUCGUCGUUGGUACACCCGAGUUCUCACGCAGAAUACCUACUUUAUCAUUUGGAGAAACCAGUGACGAAAGAAGUGACUCAUUACUUGGUCUCUCGAAUUCAACAGAUCCUAUCCCAUACGCCCGUUGCAGACUUUGAGCCGGUUCCAAUUACGGUUCCGUCUCUGGAAUCCUUUGCGUCGAUCCUUAUAAGAUCGACGUUCAUCACGCUCCCUACUAUCAUUUGCGCCUCGUUGUACCUCGAUAGACUCGAGUUGAGUCUCUCGUCGCGACCUAUUUACAAUCACAACCCAACUUCCCCUCAUUGCAUUCUUCUCUCAGUCCUCAUUGUUGCCUCCAAACAUCAAAACGAUUCCUCUCUCACCAAUGCUGCGUGGUGCGACGCGGUCGCGUGGUCGAUUAAACGAUGCAAGCUCGGCAAUCCGCGCUCGGUCCAUAUGCUUAUCGAGAACGUGUUCUCUCUUACCAAUAUCAUGGCCAUGGAGCGGCAAUGUCUUGAUCACCUCGAUUUCAACCUAGUUGUAUCCGAAGAGGAAGUUGAACUAGCCCUGGUCUCGAUGCUACAGUUCUUUACUGGCCCCAACCUACCAUCGGCUGUUUCAGGCUCUGGCCAACCCGACGAGGACGUCGAAUCCUGGCUUCAUGGAGUUUCACCGGAAUACGUCAUUUCUGUCCCCAAUGAUAUGACUGGAAAUAGCAGUCAAUGGUUCGAAAGCCCCCAGCCCUCAUUUGAGUAUCUAUGCACUCGACGUGGGAGUGCCCCAGCAAUCCUCGAGCAUCCCGAGCAGCCGGCGAUCUGUGGGGCACCCCUGUCAUAUGCGGCAUUCCCGUCUGACGUCUCCGACGGUGUUUCAUCGUAUCCAGCGACCCCCACCGCACAAUCUGGCGCCAAUGUCGAUUUUGAUAUCGAAGAGCUAUGUCAAGAAGUCGAUGACGCUCUGGCGGAAGUUGAGGAUCAAGUGUAUCCCGACGAGUUUGUCUUCCCGGUACAAGCGCCCACGACAGUUCAGUACCCUGAGUCGGCCUCUGACGACGAAUAUGGCUCACCACUGUAUACCCGUGGGCGAAGCACACUCUCCAAACCUCUGGGAGAUUCUGGAUUCGUCCCCAUGAAUCUCAGACAGAUGCCAUUAUCUGCUGAGAGGACUGAGUUUGCUCAGCCGGCUUUCUGGAUGGAACAGUCGGAGAUGUCGUUCAUCGCCCAAACCCUCACGCGUUAA